This is a messenger RNA of Rhagoletis pomonella (apple maggot), 1662 nucleotides long. RefSeq lists its product as uncharacterized. NCBI's taxonomy places the organism in Eukaryota, Metazoa, Arthropoda, Insecta, Diptera, Tephritidae. The record is from RefSeq and is a predicted model, not a curated record. Bases 151 to 1662 code for a protein of 503 amino acids. The transcript has 3 exons.
UCAAAGUGUUAAAACCAAAUAGCCUCUUUAUGCGUAUUCCGCACAUGCCAUUUUUGUUCUCGGCUUAGUAAAAUACGCCAAAAUUAAUACACAUACACUCCAGUGCGAAAGGGAGGGAGAGGAGGCACCCUCAUUUAUUAGGCGCUAAAAAUGAAUUUCGGACAGAAAUUGGCGUUGGUAAUACUUGUAAUCCACUUCAAAUUACACGGACUACAUGCGGCAGCACUCAUCGAUCGCUUUAAAACGGUUAUCAAUGAUAUCAACAACAACAACAGUAACAACAACAACAACAGCGAUGACAUAAACAGUAGUAAUUAUGUAGCGUUCGAUGGCAGCUUUAAUGAAGUGUAUAAUAAUAGCAACAAAAAAAUAAUUGAUAACAUUAUUUCAACGUCAGCUGUAAAAACUACAACAAGUACGACCACAAAUACAAAUAAAACAUAUGACUGGCAAAUAAACAAUAAACAUUUGCUGGCAUUUCUCACAAACAGUAUCCGAAAUGAUAAUGAUUUUGUUGGUGGCACAGCUGAUAAUGCCAGUUCGUUAAUAAAUCAGACUGAACCGCUUUAUGAUAGUGAUGGGAAAUUGAUCAAUGGCAACAGCAGUGCAAACAACUUUCUCAGCAUUGAUAAAAUUUUAAGCGACGAUAGCGAUACAAAAAAUAUCAGCCAUAGCAGCCAUAACAACAACAGCAGCAGUAAAGACAAUGAAGACUCUAACAUCAACGAUAAGCUCAAUACGUUAUGGCAAUUUAUUUCUACCGGUCAACAGCUGAGUAAGCAGUCAACGAAUGACACAAAAUCUCUAGAAUCAUCUCAGUUUAAAACUGAGGAGGCUCAGGCAUACUACCAAUACAAUUUCACCCAAAAUGGCGGGAACCAAGAUGCUGCUGCAGGUAAACCUCCGAAUAAUGUCACAACGGGUGUCAAAGAAAGUCAACAAACAAACUCGAGCGAGCAGAUAAUUCCACUUGAUUCCGAAGAGCAGCAUACUGGUAAAGUAAUUGAACCUAAAAAUGCAGUGGAAGACUCAGUAACGCUGGAGCAAAUUGAAUGGGAGCUACAAAGUUUACGCGGUAAUUGGAACGAUCUUAUUAAUUCCUAUGAAGUAAAUAAAAUUAUGCGGAAACAUAGAAGCGAGUUGAAUAAUUCUUGCAUAAUGGAUAGCAUAAAGAGUUCAAUUAUGUGGUGGGUCUACAGCAAUGGUACUCUGAACCAUGAAUCGUUCAAUAAUAAAAAUGGUGACAUCUUUCCAGCGGCCAAAAUCUACUUGGAUUUCUCUUACAAGCACAUUGACGAUGACGAUACGCUGUACAACAAAACUUUGGAAAAUGAAACCCGUAUGGGCCACAGUGUUGUUAUUUUCUCAGCAGCACACAAUAAUCUAACACAAGUACCUUUUCGUACAUUAACAACCAUGAAUACAACUUUGAAGUACUUGACGUUGAAAGGUAACUCUUUCUCGUCUUACAACGAGGAGGAGCAAAACGAAGCCAUCACACUUCUAAGUCAAACACUGCUACACAAUAACAACACGACAAAUGACACUACCCAAGUAUUUGCUGGUAGCGAGACGAAUGUAACUGGGCAAAGAACUCUAACAUAUCAGGAUUUUAUAAAACGAAAAGAGUUAGAGUUGCUUAAUAGAAAGGGUAAGCUUUGA